This is a messenger RNA of Solanum verrucosum, 534 nucleotides long. RefSeq lists its product as uncharacterized. NCBI's taxonomy places the organism in Eukaryota, Viridiplantae, Streptophyta, Magnoliopsida, Solanales, Solanaceae. Bases 1 to 534 code for a protein of 177 amino acids. Gene Ontology annotation, biological process: DNA integration. Gene Ontology annotation, molecular function: nucleic acid binding. The record is from RefSeq and is a predicted model, not a curated record. The transcript has 2 exons.
AUGGCUGAGUACGAAGCAUGUAUUCUUGGAAUUAGAAUAGGUCUUGACAUGAAUGUUCAUGAAUUACUGGUACACGGAGAUCUGAUCAAAGUACCACCCCACGAGCUCAAUGCGAUGAGUUCCCCUUGGCCAUUUGAAUGUUGGGGCAUGGAUGCUAUUGUACCGAUUGAGCAUAGGAUCAUUUUGGUCGCCAUUGAUUACUUGACAAAGUGGGUCGAAGCUGCUUCCUACAAAGCUGUGACAAAGAAAGUUGUGGAUGAUUUUGUUCGCAACAAUUUGAUAUGUUGUUUUGGAGUUCCAGAAUCUAUCAUCAUAGACAAUGGAGCAAAUCUGAAUAGUCACUUGAUGAAAGAGAUAUGUGAACACUUAAAAAUUACCCACCGCAAUUCAACUGCAUAUCGUCCUCAGAUGAAUGGAGCUAUGGAAGCUGCUAAUAAGAACAUCAAGAGGACACUGAGAAAGAUGAUUGACAACUACAAAUGUUGGCAUGAAAACUUUCCUUAUGCUUUGCUAGGUUAUCGCACCACAAUUUGA